AUGGCAGACGAGGCGCGGUGCUGUGCGCGGUGCCGCAAGGCACAGGCCGAAGUACACGUACGCGAGCAGGUGUACUGCGCAGGGUGCUAUGCGCGUGUUUUUGCAGAAAAGGUGCGGUUCGGCCUGGAGUAUACGCGCGGCGCAAUCCUCCAAAAAAGUGUAGUGCGGCCGUGGGAGCAGGGGCUGGAGACAGGCGACGGGCCUGCAGUCGCGCCGGCGAUCGCUAUUGCAUACAGCGGCGGGCUUGCCAGCACGGUGCUGCUGCACGCCGUCUCCAAGGCGUUGAGUGGGGCGCAUAGCGCCCACUAUCUUCCGGCACGUGCACCGGAAAUGGCGCGGAUCGACGUGCUGUACGUGCAGGACGGCGCUGCGCGCGCAAAGUGUGGCCUGCCGCAAUAUGAUACAGAGCAGGUGCGUGCUCAGGCGUUGCGAAUUGCGCCACAUGCGACGUUUGCAUGCGUGGACCUCGCCGCUUGCUACGCCGAUGGCAGCGUCGACUGUGUGCUCGAGCGCGACGGCAAAAAGUAUCUCGGCGAGCGUGCGGCAGGAGAUGCACAGCAGGCACUGCGCAGUGCAUUGGAUACCCUAUUUCCCGCAUCGACUUCGCGCACCGGGGUUGCCGCUGCACGUACACGCGUCGAGGAUCUACACAAGAUACUCAUGCACCACCUUUUGCGCACGACUGCCAUGGAGCGGGGAUGCGCCGCGCUCAUGUACGCAGAUGACGCAGUGACGAGCGCCUCUGCACUGCUCGAAGGGAUUGCGAACGGUGCGGGGCACAAGCUGCCGAUCGCGCGCGCAGCGUCCCAGUGGUGGGUGGCCGAGCAGGAAACUUUGCUCAUCGUCCAUCCGCUGCACACGAUUCUUCCUUCAGAGCUUGUUUAUUAUGCGCAAACAAAUGCACUUGGUCCGCUAUAUUGCCCAACGCCGCGCGCGGGUGCGGAGAAGCACAGCAUCGGCGCGCUGACCCACUCGCUCGUCGCCUCGCUGCAGGACGGCGUGUCAAGUACAGUGAGCACGAUCGCAGGGACGGGCAGCAAGCUCGUGUACAUGCCAGAUACCUUGUGGCCGACAAGCAACGAAAUAGACCUCGACGAAGCGACGGACGCGAUGCAUCUUAAACAGCGCGACGCGCCGAGGAUUGGCGCCAAGGGCAUGUCGCUUGUCGCGUCUGUCCAAACACUUCCACGCUGGGAUCCCUCGCUGCUGCCGCCGUCCUGUCCACUGUGCCAUCUCCCGGCAAAGCGCGAUGCGGCUGCGUGGCGUGCGCAGCGCUCUGUCACGUCGAGCCGCACAGCCACCCAGGACCCAUUAAACUUGACGCCGCUCCAUACGCGCUUAUGCUAUACAUGCCUCCAUGUACUGCAAGUGCCCAGCACGCCCACUGGUGCGUCGAGCGCGCAAAUGCCGCUCCCGCUGUACGUCCUCAACGCCAUGCACCGGCCCGAGCACGGCAGGCAACAGGUGCGCGCCGCGCAGGAUACUGCGUAUAUACCACCCGAGCAUACGCCGCACAUUCCUGGCGGACGUGCCUCCCACGCCCUGCAGCCUGUAUCGCGCGAAGCAAUGCACGAUGCGGUCCAAGCGUUUCUCUUGUAG
Malassezia vespertilionis is the source of this 1599-nucleotide messenger RNA. RefSeq lists its product as uncharacterized. The coding region runs from base 1 to 1599 and encodes 532 amino acids. The transcript has a single exon. NCBI's taxonomy places the organism in Eukaryota, Fungi, Basidiomycota, Malasseziomycetes, Malasseziales, Malasseziaceae. The record is from RefSeq and is a predicted model, not a curated record. Gene Ontology annotation, biological process: tRNA wobble position uridine thiolation. Gene Ontology annotation, cellular component: cytosol. Gene Ontology annotation, molecular function: tRNA binding; sulfurtransferase activity.